Messenger RNA from Quercus robur (English oak), 813 nucleotides. RefSeq lists its product as uncharacterized. The transcript is spliced from 2 exons. Lineage: Eukaryota; Viridiplantae; Streptophyta; Magnoliopsida; Fagales; Fagaceae. The record is from RefSeq and is a predicted model, not a curated record. Bases 1 to 813 code for a protein of 270 amino acids.
AUGCCACUUGAUCAAGUCCUAAUGCAAAUCAAAGAUGAUCCUUCCUUGAAGUGGCCAGAGAAAAUGAAAGGAGAUCCAAAUAAGCGCAAUAGAAAUAAGCAGGGGAAGCUAAAGAGUUUCCUUGGACGAGACCACAAGGACGAAAAACUCAAGGGAAAAGCCGAAGAGUUGUCACCACCAUCUCUCGGAGAAAUCAGAGUUAUUAUUGGAGGGAGCUCUACAGGCCAGUCGUCCAAGUCCAAGAAAACAUACCUAAAGGUGGUGCAAAGCGUCCAACUCUCUGGACGACCACCCAGAGAUAGAAACACGGAUGAACAAGCAAUCACGUUCACUGAAGAAGAAGCUGAAAGAAUCCACCAUCCUUAUGACGAUGCUAUUGUCAUUACCUUACUCAUCACUGAUUACACAACCAGAAGGGUACUAGUUGAUAAUGGAAGCUCGACAGAUAUUUUGUAUCUUCCAGCUUUUCAGCAAAUGAGGUUAGGACGAGACCGUCUUCGUCCAGUGAAUUCUCCACUGGUAGGUUUUGGUGGAAUGAAGGUGCAGCCCGUGGGUACUAUUACAUUGCCAGUGGUAGUGGGGGCAUAUCCACAGCAAAUCACCAAGGACGUGAAUUUUCUUGUGGUAGACUGUUCGUCCUCCUAUAACGCCAUAAUUGGAAGGCCAACUUUAAAUAGUUGGAAGGUAGCUACAUCCACCUACCACCUAUCAGUCAAGUUUUCAACAGACUAUGGAGUAGGACAGGUACAAGGAGAUCAACUAGUAGUAAGAGAAUGUUACUUAGCUAUGUUGGCCACGGAUGAGCAAGUAUAG